This is a messenger RNA of Dibothriocephalus latus, 300 nucleotides long. The record is from the annotation of a GenBank genome assembly. Lineage: Eukaryota; Metazoa; Platyhelminthes; Cestoda; Diphyllobothriidea; Diphyllobothriidae.
AUGGUCCUCUCUGGACACAACAGCAUCAUUCUUUUCGGUUAUUCAAAUGCAUCUGUAGACUACCGAAUUGAACGCUGGGAUCCCGAUACCGACAAUGAUGAGGAUCUGGGACCCAUGCAUGAACGUCUAUUUGCGUCCUACGUUGGAAUAGGCAAAGACGUGUACAUUAUUGGUGGACGGCUGUGGUACGAGCAGGGAAACGAGACGGAGCAAGUGGACAAAUUCAACGUGCCAUCCCGUCGCAAGACUCCAUGUGCACCUCUGUCUUCCCACGUUGCAGUACCGCCGUCUACAGCCUAG